Messenger RNA from Menidia menidia (Atlantic silverside), 1495 nucleotides. Lineage: Eukaryota; Metazoa; Chordata; Actinopteri; Atheriniformes; Atherinopsidae. The record is from the annotation of a GenBank genome assembly.
GGAGAGACACAGACACGACUUGGGUUUGCGGAAUCUGGUCCGGGUGGAUUAUGAACGCUUUUGGCCACCAGCCAUCUAACCAGCAGACCAGUCCUAUUCAGCAUCACAGCGCUCAGGAGCUCCUGGACAUGGCCGUGUACUGCGACAAUUACGGUGUUUACCAACAGAAUCUCCACCACCAUCACCCCCAGAGGCCGCCGACUCACUCCUCAAGUUACGGCCUCGGAGAAUACUCUUCACCGCCCUCAAACCCUUACCUGUGGCUGAAUGGACCGGGGAUCAAUUCGUCUCCGUACCUGCCCGGAAACAACAGCACGUCCUACAUUCAGUCUGGGUACGGCUCCAACCAGAGGCAGUUCUUGCCUCCUCCGACUGGGUUCGGUGGAGCAGACCUGGGGUGGCUGUCCAUAUCCAGCCAACAGGAGCUCUUCAAGAUGGUCAGACCGCCUUAUUCCUACUCUGCUCUCAUAGCCAUGGCCAUCCAGAACGCGCAAGACAAAAAGCUGACUCUCAGUCAGAUCUACCAGUACGUGGCAGACAACUUUCCCUUUUACAAGAAGAGCAAAGCUGGAUGGCAGAAUUCCAUUCGACACAACUUGUCACUGAACGACUGCUUCAAGAAGGUGGCGCGUGAUGAGGAUGACCCCGGUAAGGGGAACUACUGGACGCUGGACCCCAACUGCGAGAAGAUGUUCGACAACGGGAACUUCAGGCGAAAGAGGAAGAGGAGAGCGGAUCUAAACGGGGCCGACAGUGGCGGCGUCCCGGUCAAGUCGGAGGAAACCUCGCACAAGCUCUCAACCGACACCGCCAGCCUGCUCAGCUCCUCCCCGCCCAGCAUCCACGGCUCCCCGGCCUCCACGGAGCCCAAGUCGUCCCCGUCCCCCUCCGCGGAGCACAGCCCCUGCUUCAACAGCUUCGUGUCCAGCGUCAACGCGCUGCUGGCCGGCGACGGCCCCCGGGGGGGCGCGGACCGGGACUACGGCUCCGGACACCUCGGCGGUGCGCCACAGACCAGGGAGGGCAUGUCCGGACCGGGCUCGUACUCACAGCCCACAGUAAUCUCCCCUCUGAACUCUGACAACAGCAGAAUGAACUACUACACAUCCGUGCAAAACCUCUCCAACCACUUUAGUGUGAACAACCUUAUUUACACCCGGGAGGGGACAGAGGUGUAGACUGGCUCUAAGUUUCUAUUGUACUCAUACUCCACUGGAAUGAAAUUGUUCUCCAAAAAAAAAAAGAGUUUUCCAAACUAAGAAAAAGAAAAAACACCUCCAUCAGUGAGCCCCACUUUACAGCAACAUGUUUAUGAUUUGACUCAUGAGUCACACUUCGUCUGUUGGAAGCCUCUUUGGUAUAUAUUUGACUUGUUUUUGUAAUAUCUUAUUGUAGCUGCCUGGUUGGAGUAAGUUUGUCUGAAAAAAAAUGAAGACAUUUUUGUACAGAAAUUAUUUUCGUAAGGGGAAAACCUGGCAUUUAAUGUUUGACAGAA